Molecule: messenger RNA, 2323 nt
Organism: Cryptococcus deneoformans JEC21
Lineage: Eukaryota; Fungi; Basidiomycota; Tremellomycetes; Tremellales; Cryptococcaceae
Product: sterol O-acyltransferase, putative
Exons: 9
Coding region: 272-2131 (619 amino acids)
Biological process (GO): ergosterol metabolic process
Cellular component (GO): endoplasmic reticulum membrane
Molecular function (GO): ergosterol O-acyltransferase activity
Source: RefSeq, a predicted model, not a curated record
AGCAGCGGGCUGUGUCCGUGGUGGUGUACUUUCUCUUCUUGUCUCACAGUGUGCAUACAUAGCACUCGCAGCCUGCAGACCUCGCGGCCCGUCCCUCUUCCUUAUAUCUGUGCAACCAAAAGGCCAUUCUCGCCUAUCGCCGGUAUUCGGCAGCCGACGCGCUCGCCGCAUAUCGUUAUUUCGGUUUUUCAGUGAUCAGUAUCCGAACCGCAAAGGACAGUUGACAUCUCUUCACUCAAUCCACCAGCUCCACAGCCUUGUAUAGCACAUCAUGGCACGAAAAGAUCCAUUACCCACUAUCCCAGCCAGGGCGUACGACGUAGAGCGGAUGACUACCACGCUCUCAAACAGCGCAGACAGUGUGGUGCCCACCGCCGAGGGCGUGAUCAGAGUUAGACCAUACCGUUCCUCAAGCAAUGCCCAGCUCAAGGCCGUACUCACCUUUACUCCUCGAGUAUCCGCCCUCGACAGGCAUAAUACGUCAUCGCAGACAGAUCAGUUUCGAGGUUUCUUCGUCCUCUUCUGGAUAGGUCUUGGACUUAUGUUUGUCCGCACAUCCAUCCUUUCUUGGGAGGAGAACCGGACACUAUUAUCAUGGUCGUUCGGUCGCCUGAUCACAGGCGACGCACUCGUCCUGGCAAUUUCCGACCUAAUUAUGGUACUCACCAUGUUCCUCUGCGUACCUUUUGUCAAGGGUUUGCAGUAUCGCUGGUUCAACUAUUACUGGACUGGCUUGAUCAUUCAACACAUUUUCCAGUCGGCGUAUUUGGGAAUGGCUGUCUGGUGGGGCUACCACAGGCAAUGGUAUUGGGUACAGUCUGGAUUUUUGGUUCUGCACUCCAUGUCUUCCAUGAUGAAGAUGCACUCUUACAUGGCCCAUAACGGUAUGCUGGCUACAGUCUACCACCGGCUACAAUCAGAGAAAAAGCACUUGGAAGAGGCCAUCGCUCAAUACCCUGGCGGCCGUGAAGCUCUGCUCGCUGAGGCAGCCUCAAGACAAGCAGGCCUCGAAGCGGCCGAAGCCAACCAGAGCACGGAAGCCUCUACCCCUCUUGGCACUCCUGGUAUCAAUACACCAAAUUUUACUUCUACAACAGGAUAUGAAGAACCUGUUGCUGCCAUCAGACACAAGAUGAUCAUUUCGGAAGGCACCGAACCAGAAUCAACGGGCCAUUCUUCUGCCAGAGAAGAGACCUCCAUUGAAGGUCAUCGAAGACGACAGCACCUCCAUAUCGACGCUCCUCACCGACGACCAUACGCUACAGACGCCCUCCCUUCCCCUCGUGCCGAUCUUCCGCUAGGUACCUCUCUAGAACCUUCUCACACUACUUCGCCCCAUACCCCGAGCCCACCCGGUGCGCUCGCGUGGUCUUCAAAUGAGGAAAUUGCGCUUCUCGCUACUAAUAUCGAUGCAAUGCAGGAAGAAUUGAAGAGUAAUGGAGCAAAGGGACUGGUAUGGCCUCAGAAUGUGACAUACAGGCACUUUUUGGAUUUUAUGUUCUUUCCGACGUUGGUAUAUCAGUUGGAGUAUCCCAGGACAGACACCAUGCGUCCAUUGGUCGUCGUUGAGAAGAUCAUUGCUACUUUCGGCACGUUCUCACUCAUCUACACGAUAACCGAACAUUACAUCAUGCCUUUACUGCCUACUGAAGGUGACACAAAGUCUUUGGUUAAGAGCUAUAUCAGUUUGGCUGGACCCAUGUUGCUCAAUUAUCUCUUGAUCUUCUACAUCAUCUUUGAAUGUGUUUGUACCGGCUUCGCCGAACUUUCAUACUUUGCCGAUCGGGAAUUCUACCAAGACUGGUGGAACUCUACAUCAUGGGAUGAAUUUGCUCGAAAAUGGAACAAGCCCGUCCACACUUUCCUCCUUCGACACGUCUACGCCUCGACAAUGACCACUUUACAGCUUACCCGUACAUCUGCCGCCUUUGUCACUUUCCUCCUCUCCGCCCUGUGUCACGAGCUCGUAAUGGCCGUGGUCACAAAGAAGAUUAGGCCGUACCUGUUUUUGAUGCAGAUGGCGCAACUACCAAUGAUUGCGUUGGGGAGAUUACCGAUCGUAAGGAGGAAUAAGACGAUUGGAAAUAUUGUUUUCUGGAUGGGUCUCAUGGCAGGAUUCCCGUUAUUGUGAGUAACCUAAUCAAUCAAUCACAUCCGGUUCAUUGUUGCGGUUGAUGACACGGACGGAUGGGAUUGACCGCUGAUGGUUGAGACUACAGGGCGAUCUGCUACCUUGUAUGGUAGAUGCGUUUUUUUGUGUAUGUGUAUAUGUAUGUGUAUAUUUAUCCAAGCUAUGACAAUGACAUGCAUUUCGUAUAACGUG